This is a messenger RNA of Dissoconium aciculare CBS 342.82, 1392 nucleotides long. RefSeq lists its product as uncharacterized. The record is from RefSeq and is a predicted model, not a curated record. Gene Ontology annotation, cellular component: transcription regulator complex; PcG protein complex. The transcript is spliced from 3 exons. Gene Ontology annotation, biological process: regulation of transcription by RNA polymerase II. Gene Ontology annotation, molecular function: RNA polymerase II cis-regulatory region sequence-specific DNA binding; DNA-binding transcription factor activity, RNA polymerase II-specific. NCBI's taxonomy places the organism in Eukaryota, Fungi, Ascomycota, Dothideomycetes, Mycosphaerellales, Dissoconiaceae. Bases 1 to 1392 code for a protein of 463 amino acids.
AUGGCGAAUCCUGGGCAUUACACCCAGCCGAACCUCUACGUGCCGAAUGGUGCCAAUCGGAUAAAAUCUGAGACGGGAUCUGAACGCGGCGGCUCUCCUCACACGUCUGAGCAAUCAUCGAGAUAUUCUUCACAAACCCCCCAAAACUUGGCAUACCACCAACAGAUCGCAUCCCAAUUGACAAACGGCCUUCGAUAUCCAUCGCCCUCCCAAAUCCAACAGCAGAACAACAUGUCCAUGAUGCAACACUCUUAUCACCAGAGUGUGCCGCAAGACCAACAAUACCAACAACAACAACCGCUAGCAGCUGUACAACAGGCUGUACAGGCAGAGCAGAGUCCGAUGGAAGGGCGGACAAGCACUGGGAAUGGUGGUCUACCGAAGGCGUUUGCUUGUUCGACAUGCUCAAAAGGAUUCGCGAGAAGAAGUGAUCUGGCUCGUCACGAACGCAUCCACUCGGGCGUUCGACCGCACGUGUGCGAUCAUCCUGGCUGCGGCAAGCAGUUCAUACAACGUUCCGCUUUGACGGUGCACUCGCGUGUGCAUACCGGUGAGAAGCCGCAUAUGUGCGAGCGUUGUGGCAAGCCCUUCUCGGAUUCGAGCUCUCUUGCACGUCAUCGCCGCAUCCACUCUGGCAAGCGUCCCUACAAGUGCCCAUAUGCAGAUUGUCAAAAGACUUUCACACGACGGACCACUUUGACGCGCCACCAGAACCACCACACAGGCACCAUCGAGGAGUCUCAAGCUGCCACAGCUGCAGCACUAGCUUCACGAGUCUCAAUGGCUGGUCAACGAUCGCGAGGAUCCGACGAGGAGAAUGAGUACUCCGCAGAUGGUAAAUCGCCCAUGCCACACCAACAACACCCUGACCGCCCGUCAUCCGUCUCGCCCGCCACGGGCCUCAACGGUGUCCCUCAACUCCAGAGACAACCUUCCGACUACUACCUUAAUGCCAUCAGCAGUGGUAUGGCAGUUCCAGCACACCUGCGUCCCGAGAUGCAGCCGACUUCGCGCCCUCAAUCGCCAGCAUACACUAUGCCCAUCAACGGACAAUCAGGACGAUCGACGAUGACCUCUAACCCGACUGCGGGAUACAAUCCUCCUCAGAUCCUGGAGCCACCUACGAACAAUGGACAGCAACCGCCAGGAAGCGGUAACAACAGCCCUCACAUUGGUGGCGCCAUGGGAUGGCAAUCCCCACACAACGGCAUCACAGCAAACCAGCAAUCCGACUACACCUAUCCUGACCCAAAUGCCGGUUAUAACGUAAACGGCGUAAACGGUCAGAUGUACUAUCAACAGCCGAGCGUCCAGCGUCCUCACAGCACUGGCCCCAUCGACUACCACAACCAGCUGCGGGGCCAAGAGAUGUGGGCUCAGCAUCAGCAAUGA